UGGAGGGAUGGGUUGGCCUUGGUCUUUUCCCGCCCUGGGAGGUUGUUUGAACACGUUGCUGCCUCUUUUCCCCAUUCUGCUUGCUUCGUUUUCCUUACUCUCUGCUUAAAGGCUAUAUGAUACGGUUGGGUCAUCGAGCGAGUGUUCCACCGUACCUACGAGGAGGUUUUUGGCUUCAUAAGAUUGGACUGCUUCACCACACGGCCAAUCCGAUACCAACGCUGUUACAAAGGAGGGUGGGGUGGUCUUGUCUAUUCGCGGAGGAGGUAUGUCUGCCUAGUAUGGUUUGCCAGAUUUUCAUACUGGUUAUUUUGCAUGUUUGUACGGUUCCCGUUCUGUUGGGAUUGCCAAGUCUGUGCUGUGGCUGUGAAAGUGGGUGUCGGCCUGGCAUAUCGAGGCAAGACCGAGAGGCAGACAAAAGGAGGGCGGUCUAGUCUGGUUUUCCUUACGGCGGACAAUUGCAUUUGGGGAGGUUGUCCUGCAUCCGCUUAUUGGGGUUACUAGACCUCAGAACGGCAUCAUCUUCUAGAAGGAGUUUGGGGGGGCUUUUCACUGGAGAAGCGCGGG
This is a messenger RNA of Canariomyces notabilis, 567 nucleotides long. RefSeq lists its product as uncharacterized. The record is from RefSeq and is a predicted model, not a curated record. Lineage: Eukaryota; Fungi; Ascomycota; Sordariomycetes; Sordariales; Chaetomiaceae. The transcript has a single exon. The coding region runs from base 117 to 434 and encodes 105 amino acids.